Messenger RNA from Sordaria macrospora k-hell, 897 nucleotides. RefSeq lists its product as uncharacterized. The record is from RefSeq and is a predicted model, not a curated record. Lineage: Eukaryota; Fungi; Ascomycota; Sordariomycetes; Sordariales; Sordariaceae.
AUGAACGGCAUGCAUGCUGGAAAUAUGCCCGCGGCCAUGGUUGGCCUCCCUACGCCGGCAGGGCACCAAGCCGAGCUAAAUUACAUCUACGGCUUGGUUGAGGAGUUGAGCCGACAGCUUGCGCAGAAUCAGCGCGCCCUGGAGGAGGUAGUCUCGGGCGUUGGCAAAGUGCGCGGGCGAGCAAGGUCACAGUCUCUGACAAAUGACGAACUACUCAAUGCCGCCGGGGAAGAACUCAAGAACCAAGACGAAAACAUAGACCAACUAGUCUCCAUCCUCACGGAAGCUCUCGAAAAAGCCAAAUUCUCUCGCGACGCCAACGCCGCCCUUUUGUCUCAAUACUCGCAAGUCAUGUACACCAUGCUCAAGAAAUUCCACGAGUACAAAGCCAAGCACGUGUCCGACGUGGCCGCCUGGCACCACUCGUACCGGGCCCAGCUCGCCGAGGCGCGCGCGGAGAAUAGUCGGCUGCGCGAGCAGAUCUGGGAGAUGCAGGCGCACGCGGGCAAAGCCAACGAGCUGGUGCGGCGGUUCCGGGCCGAGUACGACAAGGACGAAAAGCGCUGGGAGCGCAAUGUCAAUACCAAGGCCGUGAGGCAGGAGCUGAGGUUCUGGAAACGCAUGGCGAUGCCGGAACUGCCAGAUGAUGACGAGUUUUGGAGCGAUGAUGAUGAUGUUAUUGAUGGGGCGGAGAAGGAGAGGCAGAAGGAGAUACAAAAGUUGGAUGCGGAGCAGCAGGCGCAGGCUGCGCAGGCUGUGGCGGAGGAGGCGGCUGCUAAUGAGGCUGCUGCUGAAAGUAGUGGUGGGUUGGGAGAGAUGAGUGGGAGUGGAAGUGGGAGUAAUGGUUCUGGCCUGACGGGGGUACCGCCGGAGGUACCACAGCCGCCGGUUUCCUGA